Messenger RNA from Ilex paraguariensis (yerba mate), 514 nucleotides. The record is from the annotation of a GenBank genome assembly. NCBI's taxonomy places the organism in Eukaryota, Viridiplantae, Streptophyta, Magnoliopsida, Aquifoliales, Aquifoliaceae.
AUGGUUGGACUUCCAAGAAGUCCUGCGACUUCCAUAACCGUAGGAGCUGGAGUGCCAACGCUUUUAUGCGUUGCUGGGAUGUUGUGUUUCAUUUUUGGCAGAGUUAAGUCUUAUGGUCGGAGGAGGGGCCACUCUAUUCCAGAAUACACCUCCACCUCCACCUCCACCUCCACCUCCACCUCCAUGGUUGCUCCACAGCCCACUGCAGUACGUGGCGGCCUCGAUGAGCCCACCAUAGAAUACUAUCAGAUAACAGUCCUAGGUGAGAGCCGGCGACUUCCAAAACCAGACCACAACACAUGCCCAAUAUGUUUGUCUGAGUACAGGGCCAAGGAGACGCUAAGAAGCAUCCCUCAAUGUCAACAUUGCUUCCAUGCUGCCUGCAUCGAUGAAUGGCUUCGCGUCAAUGCUUCGUGUCCGCAAUUCUCUCCACCUCUCAUCACCGGCUACGGCAUUCUAGUGUUUUCAUUUGUUUUUUUUUAUUUAUUCAAUCUUUGCAUAGGUGGGUGACUGG